Molecule: messenger RNA, 3050 nt
Organism: Closterium sp. NIES-67
Lineage: Eukaryota; Viridiplantae; Streptophyta; Zygnematophyceae; Desmidiales; Closteriaceae
Source: the annotation of a GenBank genome assembly
AAAGAAACAAGUCUCUCCAUUCUCUCUGCUCGGACAAUCGUAACAAGCCCUGGGCCGUGCUCGUUUCCGUAGGGCUGUCGGACGGAAUCGCCUCACUUCGUCGUGUCGUCGCAGCGAAGUCCAUUCCGUCCUUCGGUUCCUGCUCCUCGUCGCAGUGCGACAUCGCACUGAAGCGUCGCGAUCAACCCGAUCGCCGAGCGACGCCAUUCCAAUCGCCGAGUUUCCACCGUAACCGCCUGGAUCUGACGCAGCGUAUCGAAAGCAACUCGCCAUGGCGAUGAGACUGCUGCUGCACGCGAGGCAGCGCGCGGGAUCCGUGCCGUCAGUCGCGCUCAGGCCCAUUCUGUCAGCACCCUCUGACCCUGCCACUGCCCCUCCUGCUGCUCCCACUGCUGCAAACCAGCCCUCAGAGUCCGAUCCGUUAUUGUCACAUUCGGCACUGUCACCCUGGGUUAGAAGGCAUACUGCAGCAGCCACUGCUCCUGCUCCUGCUCCUGCUCCCUUCGCUCUGACGUCAACUCCCCUCCUCUCAACCGCAACGCUGAUUGGUGGUAACCACGUCUACAGCAGCCAUGUCUACAGUCACAACGUCUACAGUACUUUUGGCAGCACAGCUUCUGCUGCAGCACACCUUUACCGUUCGUUACAGUCACACGUAGCUCCCAUUUCGAGCCUGUCCUCCCGGUUCCUCUCCUCCGUCCCUCCCCUCGCUUCCCAAGCCUCUGAAUCCGCCUCGGAUUCCGCUGCCGAGCCUGCUGCUCCUGGUUCGGGGCUCCCUGCCGAGCCUGCUGUUGCUGGUUCGGAAGAGAGGGGAGAAGGGAAAGAGGAGGACACAAGCAGCAGCAGAGAGCGCGAUUCAGUAGCCACGGAAAGCAGUGGAGCCGGCAGCAGCAGCAGCAGCAGCAGUAACAUCAGCAGCAGCACCGCCACCGCUACCACCAGCAGCAACAACAGCAGCAGCGGCAGCAUCAGAGGGAACCGCUUUAGCAGCAGCAAUGGGGAGCGCCGAACCAGUGAUGGAGGUCCGGGCUUUCAGGCUGGGAGGAGAGGUCCGAGGCAGCGAGGAGCGAGGCAAACCGGUGACAGCAGAGACCCCCGCAAGGGGCAGCUGUGGGGCGUUUUGAAUCGGCUGCGGGGCAACGCUCCUGUCAUGCCGGCCUUUAAGGCGUGGCAGAUGGCCGGAGGGGCGCUGGAUAAGGAGCUUCUGCUGUGGGCCAUCAGCCGCUGCAACUCCCACGUACACAGAAGAAAAGCAGCAGAGCUCUCCGAUUGGCUGAUCACCUCAUCGAGGUUCCCCCUCAUCUCCCUCGACUACCAAAUCGCCCUCUCCUGUGCGGCGCGCUGCAACGCUGUCGAGACAGUGCGAGCCAUGUUCCUGUCGUUUCCCAAGGAAUUUCAAACAGAGAAGGUGUAUUUUGGCGUGCUGCAUCACUUUGCUAAGCGCGGGCGCACUUACAAGCUAAUGGAAGAGCUGGAGUGGCUGCGGAAUUUAGGGGUAACCGAGGAGAAUGCCUCGUUCCGGGCUAAACUGCAGGGGGUACUAACCCAAGAAGAGAUCACAGUGAAAGGAUUCGGAUGGAGGGCGUUGGACGGGGCGGAAACCAGUGAGGGAGAGGAGGAGAGGGGAGGAGAGGAGGAGGGAGGGGGAGGGGAGGGAGGGGAGGGGGAGGGGAGUGAGGCAGAUUGGCAUGAUGCGGGGGAGGGGAAGGAAGGUUUUAGGAAGGAGCGGUUGGAGCAAGUGCUGGAGGUUGUUGAUCAGACGCUGCUGGAGAUGAAGGAGAAGGGAUUGAUGCCUGAUGAAGUCGCCUAUAACAUCAUCCUCACCAGUCUCAGCAGGCUCGGGCAGAUCGAAAAAAUGGAGUCAUAUCUCGCACGCAUGCGGGCAGACGGGGCGCAGCCCACGAUCGUGACAUACAACAUCCUGAUUGGUGCAUACGCGCUUGCCGGGCAGUUUGAAAAAGCCGACUUGUGUCUUGAGGCUAUGAAGGAGGAAGGCGAGAGGCCGAACAGGAAGACCUACUGGUCUUUAUUGGGCCGAUAUGCGAACCGAGGGGCGGUUGAAAGGUUCUUCCAAGUUUGGGAGGAGUUGAAGCAGACAGGAAUGGCAUUGGACAGGAGCAUGUAUCACUCUCGGAUUGAGGUGCACAGUAGGGCAGGGGACCUGGAGAAGGCAGAGCAGUCCUUCAACGAGCUGUGCGCGCUCAUGCCCCCCACCACCGCCUCCUUCAACGUGCUCAUAGCCACUCUGGGGCGGGCGGGUAAGGUGGACAAGAUCCCCGCAGUGCUGAAGUCCAUGGAGCAGUGGGGCAUGCAGAGGGACUCCAAGACGUAUAUCCACCUCAUUCAGGCGUACCUGGCAGCUGGCGACGAGGAGAGUGCGAUGAGGGUGCUCCGUGAGGCAGCAGCCAUAGGCGUCGACAGGAUGCAUCAGAAGCUUCCUUUCUCCGCCAUUCUUGAAGUCCUCCUUCCAGCCCGGGAGAGUGGCGACGUGGUCCGAGUGAAGGAGCUAAUCGGCCUCUCCCGUACCCUUUAUAGAAUGAUCGACCCGCGGCUGUUCCGCGACCUCAUUGUGACUAUUGUGAAUCGGUGGGAGAAGGAGAAAAAGCAAAGGGGUGCUGGGGAGGAGGGCGGAUUGUCGGAGAGGGAAGAGGAUCCUUCCUGGAAGCGGCUGGUUUCGGACGUUCGCAGGGUACUGGUGGAUAUGAGGGAGCUGGAGAUAGAGCCCACCAGAAAAACACUUCAAAUUCUGGAGUCCCUUGACCUGUUUCAUUUGGUGGUGGAGACUGCUAGACACGCAGAGUGAGCGUUUUGAGGUACUUCAAAUGAGGCAGAAAACGCUGCUAGCGGCUUGUGGAGGGGAGAAUGGAUUGAUGCAACAUAGUGCGCUUGCCUUUAUUGGAGUCGUUUUAGCGUGAUGCAGUCAGGCGUUUGCAUCGGUUUGUGCUGGCUGGUACCUUGCGAAUCCAUCUAAACCCUGUGUGAGUUGGCAUUGCAUAUCAACAUGCAAAUGGGGAGGUGAUGUAAGUUGGCUCAAACUAGGAGAAAAUAAU